Ochotona curzoniae (black-lipped pika) is the source of this 1228-nucleotide messenger RNA. RefSeq names its product calneuron 1 (gene CALN1). The transcript is spliced from 6 exons. Lineage: Eukaryota; Metazoa; Chordata; Mammalia; Lagomorpha; Ochotonidae. Gene Ontology annotation, molecular function: calcium ion binding. The coding region runs from base 299 to 958 and encodes 219 amino acids. The record is from RefSeq and is a predicted model, not a curated record.
GACAGGGGAGGAACGCGCUCAGCUCCGCGCUCCGAGCCGACGAGGGGGGCUCGCGCCGGCCUCGGCGCGCGCGUUGGGGAGCGGCCCCGGGGGCGCCGUGGGAGCCGGCGGCAGCGAGGAUGCCGGCACGAGAACGCGGCUGCCGGCUGGGGGUGUGAGCCAGAGGCUGAGCGCUGCCCCUGCUCGGCGUCUCCAUUCUGCCGCCCCCUCCCUGCGGGCCUCGGAGGAAGCCCCCCGCGCCGCACGGAGGCGCCAAGGCAGCCGGGCUGCGGGGCCCCGGCCGAGAGAGAGGGAGAAGAUGCCCUUCCACCAUGUGACCGCCGGCUUGCUGUACAAGGGGAAUUAUCUCAACCGAUCUCUCUCUGCUGGCAGCGACAGUGAGCAGCUGGCCAACAUCUCUGUGGAGGAGCUGGACGAAAUCCGAGAAGCUUUCCGGGUACUGGACCGAGAUGGAAAUGGCUUCAUUUCCAAGCAGGAGCUGGGCAUGGCCAUGCGCUCUCUGGGAUACAUGCCGAGCGAGGUGGAACUGGCCAUCAUUAUGCAACGUUUGGACAUGGACGGGGAUGGCCAGGUGGACUUUGAUGAAUUCAUGACAAUUCUUGGUCCCAAACUGGUGUCAUCAGAAGGCCGAGAUGGUUUUCUUGGAAACACCAUCGACAGCAUAUUCUGGCAGUUCGACAUGCAGAGGAUAACCCUGGAGGAGCUCAAGCACAUUCUCUACCACGCCUUCCGGGACCACUUGACAAUGAAGGAUAUUGAGAACAUCAUCAUCAAUGAGGAGGAGAGCCUGAAUGAGACCUCGGGGAACUGCCAGACGGAAUUCGAAGGCGUGCAUUCUCAGAAACAGAACAGACAGACCUGCGUCCGGAAGAGCCUCAUCUGCGCCUUCGCCAUGGCCUUCAUCAUAAGCGUCAUGCUGAUUGCCGCCAACCAGAUCCUGCGGAGCGGCAUGGAGUAGCUGCAGCCCCCUGCAGCCCCCAUGGUGCCUCCAGCUCACCCGCAUGUGCAUGGGGCCCAGCGAGCAGACUCUGUUCCUAUUCAUGGCAGACCUGGACCUACAGAUGGUGGACUGGACGGGGUAGUUGGCACAGCUCGACUCGGGACCCAAGGCUUGCAGCGCAACCCGGGUUGCCAGUCAACUCCAUGUCCUUGGCAGGGAUACUCAAGGGCUGUCUUCAACGCUUUAAUGGUUUUGUUUUCCUCUAACGCAAUAAAUUGCCAGGAGUUC